Messenger RNA from Candidula unifasciata, 492 nucleotides. NCBI's taxonomy places the organism in Eukaryota, Metazoa, Mollusca, Gastropoda, Stylommatophora, Geomitridae. The record is from the annotation of a GenBank genome assembly.
AUGUGUUCAUCAACUACAUUGGCGAUUUGGCUACAAAUUGUUCUUCUUUUGGCGACUAUACAGAUUGUCAGUACAGGAACGUAUUGCGUGGAUGCAUUGGUCUUGUAUUCCUGCACAUACGGUUGCUGCUCUGGUAACUGCUGUUCCGCACCUUUUUACAGGACUAGAGCCUUCUAUAUACCGGUGGGUGUUGUGAUACCCCUGAUUCUGAUUUGGGUCUGCGCGAAGAUAUGCUGUUGUGUCUGGGAAAGACGGACGGUAGUAACGCAAAGGCUGGCUGCUCCAACAACUCCAAUGCAGGUGUAUGUUAUAGACGCAGAGGCGCCGGAACAUAGAAACUGGACCACUUUAAGCCCCCCCCCCCCCCAAUCCCACAACACAGCAAAAAAAUUUUCAGGGAGCCCCUCAAUAUCCCCCCCACUCCCCCCCCCGGAGAAAAUUUGCAGUAGGACUAAUUAUCCUUCUACCUCCCACACGGGUCCAGUAUCCUAG